This is a messenger RNA of Didymodactylos carnosus, 320 nucleotides long. NCBI's taxonomy places the organism in Eukaryota, Metazoa, Rotifera, Eurotatoria, Philodinida, Philodinidae. The record is from the annotation of a GenBank genome assembly.
AUGAAUCCGGGACUUGUCUUUCCUCCAGAAGUAAAUUUACUUGUACAGGGUGAUCCAAAAAAAACUUACCCCCUGUGUACUUAUUGACUUUCUUGUGUACAAAUAUAAUUGAACUUUUUACCAUUAGUUUAUUCGAACAGAGCAAAGAUUUCCGGACGAAAUGAGACGUCUCCGAGCUAUCGCAGAGCUUUUCUCAUGAAACAGCAUUCGAUUUACGGAAGGUCCCAUACCACCAAAACCGGGACAAUUAAUGGGCAAACAAGAAAAAUAUGCUCUUGGGACCUUUCGUAAAUUGAAUGCUGUUUCAUGAGAAAAGCCCU